Molecule: messenger RNA, 1383 nt
Organism: Cladophialophora psammophila CBS 110553
Lineage: Eukaryota; Fungi; Ascomycota; Eurotiomycetes; Chaetothyriales; Herpotrichiellaceae
Exons: 2
Coding region: 1-1383 (460 amino acids)
Source: RefSeq, a predicted model, not a curated record
AUGGGGAGCUUCGACCACCGUGACUUCUUAAGGGAACACUUUGGUUCGGAUGCAUUUCUUCCUCAACAAGCACUCUCGAUGAGCGUCUCAGAGGCCUCGUCUGGCCUCUCGAUCAGCCUGCCGGCUAGCAUGUCAUAUCAGCUUGGGGGUCCAACAUACGACAACACUUGCUGCACUCCCCGAACGAUAGCACCUCAUCCCAGUUACAUGCUCUCUCUCCCGACCCAUGGCUAUCAUCUCGAAGAGGCGUAUGCCAUCACUGGCCACUCGGCUUGCGCGAGGGGUCGAAGCUGUAGCGGAGCAAGCACAGUCAGUGCAGAGUACAGUGUUACAAGUCAGGAGGCGACGCCGAGGUCGCCUUACUCUUUCGUCGAGCCCGGCAGUCAGUAUCGGGCAACGUAUGAUGACCAAAACACUCAUACAGGGGCGCCUGUAUUGAAUUCCCAGGAAGAGUUGUCGGUGCCUCGGGACAAUCAAGGGCCCUUCCUGAAGCAAGAAGGCGAUGAAACCAAUCCGUCGAACAGCAAAGAUUGUUUGGAUGAAGAGGGAAGACCCAGAAAAUUCUUCAGCCGCAAAGCCGAUGUGACGAGACACUACAAGUCUCGACACGACAUCAAGUACAUUGAUUGUCCAAAGAGAAACUGCGAGAGAAAGGGCAGUCAAGGAUUCACAAGGCGAGACCAUUUGACAGAGCACCUUAGGGGCUUCCACAUGGAAAAGAUUGCAAAAAGACAGAUUUCUAAUACCAAGGCUAAGCGAGGUGAGACACACGCGAGUGAGGACAGCAACGGGUCCAACAGCUCGUCUGAAGGGCUUACUCCGCCCGAGCAUGCCGAGGAAAUCUCAUACUUCCCCUCUGGACAACCAAGCUUUGCAGAGCAAAUUGCUCAGGACAUCAAACAAGAGACUCCGCAAACGUCUGAUGACGAAGCUGAAGAUAUCUUCCCAAUAUGGGAAGUCUAUCUUCCUAAGAGGACCAAGCGGUUCAAGAGUCUAGCACAGAGGCGCAAAAGCAAAGCCAGAGCUUUACAGAAUCAUCCAGUCCCAAUAGCACGAAGAAACGUGCGGCCCCAUCACUCUCCAACAAGUGCAACAGCUCAAGGCCCCCUUCAAGGACUCGCUUUCCAAGCAGACUUUGCAACACCUCGAAUGAUGCCCGACCCGCCAGCAUACGCGACGCACCACCCGGAUCAGCAACACCAGCACCAGGUUUUCAGCACGAGCAACAUGGUGGCCCCUCUCUACACAACAAACUCGAGCAUGGAUUCAUUUUAUGGUCCUUCGUCAAUGGCGCAGGUCUAUGACAACCUUCCAGCCCAGGCGAUGGCUCCAUACCGGGUCGAGGCUCUUGACGGGUCUCAUUUCCAACCCAUGCAAGAGUAA